Messenger RNA from Cottoperca gobio, 874 nucleotides. It is a transcript of the gene rprd2b, whose product is annotated as regulation of nuclear pre-mRNA domain containing 2b. NCBI's taxonomy places the organism in Eukaryota, Metazoa, Chordata, Actinopteri, Perciformes, Bovichtidae. The record is from RefSeq and is a predicted model, not a curated record. Bases 13 to 633 code for a protein of 206 amino acids. Gene Ontology annotation, biological process: mRNA 3'-end processing. The transcript has 6 exons. Gene Ontology annotation, molecular function: RNA polymerase II complex binding.
AGAGCUGGAAAAAUGGCGGCCGGUUCAGGGGCUGCAAGCGGGCACGGAGCCCGCAGUUCCAACGCUGGUCUGGAAGCGUCUUUAGACCGACGGUUUCAAGGAGUAUCCAACACUAUGGAGUCAAUACAGGGACUUUCAAACUGGUGCAUUGAAAACAAAAAACACCACGGCAUUAUCGUUCGCUACUGGAUGAAGUGGCUCAAGAAAUCUGACAACCCUCAUCGCUUGAAUCUCUUCUACCUUGCCAAUGAUGUGAUACAAAACUGCAAAAGAAAGAACGCCAUUGUCUUUCGUUCGUCCUUCGCAGAAGUCCUUCCUAACGCUGCUCAGUUCAUCAGAGAUGUAAAGGUCCGCAGGUCAGUGGAAAGGAUUUUUACGAUUUGGCAGGAGAGGAGCGUAUAUCCCGAGGAGGUCAUUGCCCAGUUCAAAGCCGGCAUGAAACAAAAAGGAAAAGGAGCGAGAGAAGCAGAAAGAAAAAGAAAAGAAGAAGGAGAAGCAAAAGCAGAAAGAGAAGGCAAAAGACAAAGAGAAGGAGAAAGAAAAGGAGACUCCAGCGGCAACUGCCCCAGCGAACACCAAAGCUGCCCUCAAGUCCAAGAUUGUAGCAGAGUUCACACCCCAGUCCUUCAUUGAGCAGUUGUCAAAAUUUAAGCAAGCCGUUGCAGAAGAGGAGUUCAGGGAGAAGCAGCUGGCAGCUCUCAGGGUGGAUGUCUGCAGCACGGAGGCUCUAAAGAGACUUAAAGACAAGGCAGGAGGAAAUAAGUUUGCGAAAGAUUUUGAGGAUGGCAGUCUGAAGUUGCAGGAGUUUGUCGGCUUUAUGGAGACCGAGUUGAAAACAGGGCCUCCUCUGCUGGAAGCUUUGGGAAACGCAGAC